This is a messenger RNA of Mauremys reevesii (Reeves's turtle), 2445 nucleotides long. RefSeq names its product protocadherin gamma-A10-like. Bases 1 to 2445 code for a protein of 814 amino acids. The transcript has a single exon. Gene Ontology annotation, biological process: homophilic cell-cell adhesion. Gene Ontology annotation, molecular function: calcium ion binding. The record is from RefSeq and is a predicted model, not a curated record. Lineage: Eukaryota; Metazoa; Chordata; Testudines; Geoemydidae. Gene Ontology annotation, cellular component: plasma membrane.
AUGGCGUACACACAGAGCAGACAGGAUUGCAAAAGGCGAGUCUUGUGUUGCUGUAUCUUGAUCACCGUUUGGGAGACAGUUUCGGGACAGAUUCGCUAUUCAAUUCCUGAGGAAAUGGAGAUAGGAUCCUUCGUAGGGAACAUCGUAAAGGACCUGGGACUGGAUCUAAAGGAGCUAUCAGACCGCGAAAUCAGCCUUGUUGCCAGAGGUAGGACACAAUAUUUUGGUUUGAAUUUGAAAAACGGCCAUUUAUUUGUCAACGAAAGGAUGGACAGAGAGCAGAUCUGUGGUCAUAUUGCAAAAUGUGUAUUAAAUGUUGAGGUUCUUGCGGAAAACCCAGUGAAGCUUUACAGAGGCGAAGUGGAAAUAAAGGAUAUAAAUGAUAACUCGCCCAGUUUCCCAGAAAAUGAAAGCGUGUUAGAAAUCAGUGAGUAUACUGUAAGAGGCACACGUUUCCCAUUAGAAAAAGCUCAUGACCCUGACGUAGGACUGAAUUCCCUACAAAAUUACAAAUGUAGCCAAGACAGCUAUUUUAUCCUGAAUGUACAAACCGGAGAUGACGGCGUAAAAUACCCGGAAUUAAUACUGGCGACAUCUUUGGAUCGAGAACAUCAAGCAGUUCAUAAUUUGAUCCUCACCGCCACUGACGGUGGGGAUCCUGUAAAAUCCGGAUCAUCAAUAAUCCGCAUUGUAGUGUUGGAUGGAAAUGACAAUGCCCCAGAAUUUACUCAAUCGGUGUAUAAAGUGAGUGUAAAGGAAAACAUUCCUGUGGGGAGUGUGGUGCUUAGGGUAACAGCCUCGGACAGGGAUGAAGGCAUAAACGCACAGAUCAAGUAUUCGUUUCUCAAAAUCUCAGAAAGGUUUGACAAAAAAUUUAAAUUGGAUUCUGAAACUGGGGACAUCCAAGUAACAGCAAAGCUUGAUUUUGAAGAGUUAGCAUUUUAUGAACUCGACAUACAAGCGAGGGACGAAGGCGGGCUAUCAGCCCACUGCAAAGUUCUGAUAGAGAUUGCUGACGUUAAUAAUCAUAUCCCUGAGAUCACCGUCACAUCUUCUUUCAGUCCCAUUGCCGAAGAUUCCCUCUUAGGUGCAGUAAUUGCUAUUCUUAAUGUGCAUGAUCGAGAUUCUGGGGAGAAUGGUGAGGUCACGUGUUCUAUAAUUCCAGAAAGCCUCCCAUUCAAAUCAGAGAGGUCAUUUGAUAAUUUUUACACUGUGGUGACUGAUAGAGCUUUGGACAGGGAGCAAGUCUCCGAAUACAAUAUCACUGUUAUAGCCACAGACCGAGGGAUUCCUCCUCUUAGCUCAAACAAAACUUUCUUUGUAGAAGUUUUGGAUAAAAAUGACAACCGGCCUGUCUUCGAUCAAAAAUAUUACACGGUUUCUAUCCCAGAAAAUCGCACCCCAGGUGUUUCUGUAUUUCAUAUGAAGGCAAAUGAUGUGGACUGGAAGGAGAACGCCAGAAUCACUUACUCCAUUAUUGAAGGAGACAGAAGCGAAGUUCCUUUGUCUUCCUACAUCUCCAUUAACUCUGAGACUGGGGCUCUCUACGCUCUGCGCUCCUUCGAUUACGAGCAGUUCCGGGAGAUUCGGUUCCAAGUGCAGGCUCAGGAUGGGGGUUCCCCACCUCUCAGCAGUAAUGUCUCCGUCACUCUCUUUAUACUGGAUCAGAAUGACAACAGCCCGCACAUCUUACACCCCUCCUUUCCCACCGAUGGCUCCACGGGAGUGGAGUUGGCCCCUCGCUCCUCGGAGCCGGGUUACCUGGUCACUAAGGUGGUGGCGGUGGAUGCAGACUCCGGGCAGAACGCCUGGCUCUCCUACCAGCUGCUGAAGGCUACAGAGCCGGGCCUCUUCUCUGUGGGACUCCACAGCGGCGAGAUCAGGACGGCGCGCUACUUUCUCGACAAAGAUGCGCUCAAGCAAAGUCUGGUGGUUUUAGUGAAGGACAACGGGCAGCCUCCUCUCUCUGCCACGGCCACUGUGACGGUGGUGGUGGCUGACAGCAUCCCCGAAAUCCUCUCCGAUUUAAGCAGCCUCUCAGCUCCUGCAGCAGACCCCCAGUCCAGCCUCACCUUGUAUUUGGUGAUCGCUGUGGCUUCCGUUUCCUGCUUGUUCUUUACCUUUAUCAUAGUGUUAGUGGCCCUGAGGCUCCGCAGGUGGAGAAACUCGCAGCUGUUUGACUCCUCGAGUGUGACUUUCAGUGGAGUUCCCGUCUCGCAGUUUGUGGGGAUCGAUGGAGUCAGAGCUUUUCUUCACACUUCUGCUCAGGAGGCUGUCCUAUUUAAGGACAGUAGGUUAAAGGAAUUCUGCUUUCAAGAGGGAAGUGUUUCAGAUAUUCUUACGGGUAUUAAUCCUGCCGUCAACAAGGAGACUGAAUCGUUUGAUGAAGAAACAAGUACCAGAAAUGCUCUCGACAUCUUCUUGGAGGUGAGUGUACUCGGCUGA